AUGGCAACGCGUGCCCGUGUCAACUCGUCGCUCCGUGCGCAGCACAUGCCGUCGCACUUUCGCCACAUCGAGGGCACGUUCACGAACGCGCGCGGGCAAAACUUGUCCUACUUGGCGCUGUUCCCACCGCUGGACGCGCCGCUGCGUGCGUUCGUGCUCUACUUGCACGGCAUUGGCGACCACAGUCGCCGCUACUUUCACCUCUACGAGCGCCUGUGUUCGAGUGGCUUUGGCGUGUUUGCCUACGACUUGGUAAGUCACGGCGCGAGUGACUCGGACCGCCACGGACUGCGGGCGCACAGUGCCAAGUUCCAGCACUUUGUCGACGACACAAACGAGUUUGUCGCGCUCGUCAAGUCGCAGCUGAUAAUGCAAUUGGGACUCGGCUCGUACGCGCUGGCCGAUGCGCCGCCAUUUCUCUUGUCCGGCAUGUCGUACGGGACAUUGGUGGGGCUGCACACCAUAUUGAGUGGUCAACACACGUUCCACGGCCUCGUGCUCGUUGCGCCGGCGCUAUUGGUCGAAAUGACCACCAUCUUGCGCAUCCAGGCCGUGUUCGCGCGGCCCCUAAGUACGCUCGUACCUAAAGCGCGCAUUGUGCCGGGCGUGAAUGGCGCCUUUUUAUGUCGCGACCAAGCCUACCUCGACGACUUUCGAGCAGACCCGUUGACGGUAUCAGAACCGGUAACUGCCCGCAUGGGCGCUGAGACAUUGAAAGCCAUGAAAGCGCUUGAGACAGACAGGCGGGUGCAAGCACCGGAUAGUGUGCUGGCCACUGUACCGAUUUUGAUGAUGAUGGGGUCGAACGACAAAGUCACGAGUUUGGCACUGGCCCAAGUGUUUUUCCAGCGCCUGGCAACGCGCGACAAGGAGUUUAAGGUCUUUAACGAGUUCUAUCACGCGCUGUUUGACGAUCCCGAGCACGACGCAGUGUUUGACUAUCUGGAAAACUGGUUGGUCCAGAGGUUCCCAUUGGUGCCGAGACGAAGCAACGAAGCAGUUGACACGGAGUUUCAAGGGGGAGAAGAGACGGGUGGGGUUGCGACUGGUGCUGAGGGUGUCGAUGCGAAGGUGUUAGAGAGCAAGAGCAGCGUGACGGCGGAGACUGUUGAUGAUGCUGCACAAGCGACAUUGACGAGUGUGGAAGUGAAGGAGGAGCGUGCGACGGCUGAUGUGCUGGCGACCGAUGGAUUGCGAGCGGAGACUGCUGAGGCUUUUGUUGCAUUAACGGCCGAGUCGACGGCUACGACGGAUGAGCUUGCCAGUGCAAAGGUUGAGCAUGAUGAUGAUACUGCGGGCGUGAGCAAUACGAGUGAGAAGGACGAGUCAGCUUUGGGGACUGUCACGACGAUCGAAAGCAACGGCAACAUGGCGCAAGUGGUAGCAACGAAGGUCAGUGCUUAUGGAAGCAGUGAAGCUCGGAAGACUGGAGCGUAG
Hyaloperonospora brassicae is the source of this 1437-nucleotide messenger RNA. Lineage: Eukaryota; Oomycota; Peronosporomycetes; Peronosporales; Peronosporaceae. The record is from the annotation of a GenBank genome assembly.